Molecule: messenger RNA, 1061 nt
Organism: Pocillopora meandrina
Lineage: Eukaryota; Metazoa; Cnidaria; Anthozoa; Scleractinia; Pocilloporidae
Source: the annotation of a GenBank genome assembly
AUGGUUCUUCAAGACGAAGAUAAGAAUUUGACAUCGGUGCUGAACAACAAUGAACCGCUCUAUAUCUGCGAUACGGCCUUUUUGACCGCCUUGAAGCCAGAUGCGUUGUCCACCGAUGUCCAUUCUGUGCUGCUUUUCACAACAGUUAUGCUACUGGUGUUUCUGCCCUUUACAAUCUUACUCAAUAUUCUUGUGAUUGUAGCGGUAAACUCUACGCAUGAGCUUCGAACCACGUCAAACAUUCUGCUGGCGUGUUUAGCGACGACAGAUCUCUUGUUAGCUUUGACUAUUCAGCCGUGUUUUAUUGCGAUGGAAGUGUAUUUCAUUCAAGGAAGAAGUGUUGCUGAGUUUUGCGUGCUGGAGAAAGUAUCGGGCAUCUUUUUUACCAUGUUUUGCAGCAUAUCUCUGUUUCAUAUUGUAUUAAUAAGCUUAGAAAGAUUUUUGGCGAUCAAACAUCCCUUUUUCUACGAGAAUUACUCCUCUAAUAAGAUUUCGAUAAUCUCUUCUGUGAUAGUGUGGAUACUAGCCGUUAUUCCAGCACUCAAGGAUUUAAUAGACUCUAAAAAUGAUUUUGUUUCUGUUGUAUUUGUUGAUGUUCUUUCAGUAUGUAGUAUUCUAGUAAUUAUCGUAUGCCAUGUUACCAUUUAUUUCGAGGCUAGACGCCAUCAGAAACAAAUCGCUUCUCAGAAAAUUUCACGGAAAGCAAGGGAAAAAUUCGAGAAGGAUAGAAAAUCCUUAAAGACAACGACAAUAAUUGUUUUAACUGUUUUCUUUUGUAACUGCGUUUCGAUAUCAGUUAAUUUUUUCCUAAACGCUGUGACUGAAUUCAACACUGCCUACAUACUUUUCUUUUUAGCUAUGACAUUAACUUUACUCAAUUCUUUGGUGAAUCCUUUGAUCUACGCAGCGAGGAACAAGCGAGUUCGACUGGCAUUUGUCCACCAUCUGUUACGACAACAAAUUCAACAAACAGAUCAAAUGGAAAUACAAGUAAUUUGUUGCAGAAGCACGACAGUCAGGCCACAAGAAGGCGAAACGUCAGAGUUACCAUAACAACGUGA